CCUCCUCGGCGUUGAUAGGAGGAGAUCUCUGCGGCGCCCUCUUCACGUUUGAAAGCAGUGAGGCGUUCGCGGACACUCCGGGAAAAGUUAUCUGUACACAGUGUGUGCGUGUACCAGGACGGCUGCUAGUUCACUGGUUACACCAAGGGCUAUCCGUGUGGAUGUCCACGUUGAACAAAGUGCAAGGUCCCCUCAGAGCUCAGAUACGAGCUGCGACCAGCUCCAGACAGCACCGCUCCUCUCUCCGCCUCUGCAGAGCACUCAGAUGUGCCUUUGCUUUUUUGCACUUUCAUUUUUUAUAAGCUAGUUUUUUUUUAUUAUUAGAGCGAACAUGUCGUGCCUGUUGCUGGGAGUAUUACGAAGACAUGGUGGUGUUGGGGCGAGUGUCGGGGUUCGGUCUCUGGCCUCCAUCCCCUCGCUGCCCCCGGCGGUGGCUGAGUUUGUGAAGGGAGCGGUGGAUGAGUGUAAACCUGCCGGUGUACAUGUGGUGACGGGGACGCCGCAGGAAACUGCCAACAUCCUGGCAGGUUUGGAGAAGGAGGGGAUGGUCAAGAGGCUUCACAAAUAUGAUAACUGUUGGUUGGCACGUACAGACCCAAAGGACGUGGCUCGGGUGGAAAGCAAGACUGUGAUUGUGACCAAGAGCCAGAGGGACACCAUCCCCAUCCCUGCUGGAGGGGCCAAGAGCCAGCUGGGCAGCUGGAUGAGCGAGUCUGACUGGCAGACAGCCAGACAGGAGCGUUUCCCGGGCUGCAUGGCAGGGCGGACCAUGUAUGUGAUUCCCUUCAGUAUGGGUCCUGUAGGCUCGCCUCUGACUAAAUAUGGAGUCCAGGUGACAGACUCGCCAUACGUCGUGGCCAGUAUGGGGAUCAUGACUCGUAUGGGCACACCUGUGCUGAACAAACUGUACGAAGGGGCGGAGUUUGUCAGCUGUCAGCACUCUCUGGGACGACCUUUACCACUCAAAGCCCCUCUAGUCAACUCGUGGCCCUGUAACCCAGAGAAGGUGCUGAUAUCUCACCUGCCAGACUCCAGGCAGAUCAUGUCCUUCGGCAGUGGCUACGGAGGGAACUCUCUCCUGGGGAAGAAGUGCUUUGCCCUCCGCAUCGCCUCGCGCAUCGCCAAGGACGAAGGCUGGCUGGCCGAACACAUGCUGAUUCUGGGUAUUACCAACCCUCAGGGAGUGAAGCGCUACGUGGCGGCGGCCUUCCCCAGUGCCUGUGGUAAAACCAACCUGGCCAUGAUGAAACCAGCUCUGCCAGGCUGGAAGGUUGAGUGUGUGGGCGACGACAUCGCGUGGAUGAAGUUCGACAGCCAAGGUAAACUGAGGGCCAUCAACCCGGAGAACGGUUUCUUCGGUGUGGCUCCCGGCACCUCGGACAAGACCAACCCCUACGCCAUGGCCACCAUCGGCAAAAACACGGUGUUCACCAACGUCGGUGAGACCAGCGAUGGAGGAGUGUGGUGGGAGGGCCUCGACCCCCCCGCAGCCGGGGUCACGCUCACAGACUGGCACGGCAAAACAUGGAAGCAAGGAAGCUCGACUCCGUGUGCCCACCCCAAUUCCCGCUUCUGUGCCCCGGCGGCUCAGUGUCCCAUCAUUGACCCCCAGUGGGAGAGUGAGGAGGGCGUCCCCAUUGACGCCAUCAUCUUCGGUGGCAGGAGACCAGAAGGAGUCCCUCUGGUGUACGAGUCUUUCAAUUGGCAACACGGAGUCUUUAUCGGAGCCUCCAUGAGGUCUGAGGCCACGGCAGCUGCUGAACAUAAAGGCAAGACGAUCAUGCACGACCCCUUCGCCAUGCGGCCCUUCUUCGGUUACAACUUUGGCGACUACCUGGCUCACUGGCUGAGCAUGCAGAGCCGAAAGGCGCCCACUCACCUGCCCAAGAUCUUCCACGUCAACUGGUUCAGAAAGGACCCCGCGACCGGCUCCUUCCUCUGGCCAGGCUUCGGCGAGAACGCCCGCGCACUGGAGUGGAUCUUCAGGCGCUGCAGCCGGGAGAGGGAGGACGAGGCGGCCAAGAAGAGCAUUAUCGGCUGGCUGCCAGAAGAUGGAGCCAUCGACACUAAAGGUCUGAGCAGCAGCGUGGACAUGGGCGCCCUGUUCGACGUGCCCAAGUCCUUCUGGCAGAACGAGACGAAGGAGUUGAGAGCCUACUUCACCCAGCAAGUUGGAGCUGAUCUGCCAGCUCAGGUGGAGGCUGAGCUGAAGGCACUGGAAGGCCGAGUGCACAAUUAAAAAUCCCACGGACCAGAAACAGGGAGGUAAUCACUGAUGACUCAGGAUUCAGAUCGUUAGGGUGCACUCGGGAGUCACUGGCUGGGUUUACAUACACAGAGAACUUAGUUCUGCAACCACAGUUUGGGUUUUAUCCAUGUAAACAUAAACACUGAGAUUGGAGAAGCAGGUUUAGAUUUCACUGUGGCUUAGAAACGUCCCCACUCCUCUUUGGGUUUCACAACAAAGGAUAUGUGCUGAAAUGAAGGUUUAAGAGAGUUCAAGUACUCACUGCUCCGUCAAAGAUGGUUUAUGCAGUUUUUUGUUUUUUUUCAAUCAUCAGUUGAAUUAAAAACUACGCCUCAAAAAGACCAAUAGCUAGGCCAGUAUUAACUUUCUCUGUGUGUGAAAACACAACCAGUGACUCUCGUCUUUCUCUUUUAUGAAGAGAUUUCUGUUAAGAACAAUGAUGUCAAAGAUAAAAAGCUAUUAAUCUACAAUGCAAUAACUUUGGACAUGACUUCCCACUAAUAACACUGGUGAGAGAGACUGGUGGUUUGUCUCAACAUGAAGGUUAGGUUUCUGUGUCGCUGUCAAACUUAUCAUAUAGAGAAGCUAAAGUCACUACCUCUAUUCACUCACAAGACCUGGCAUGGUACUAAAGCACAAUCAACACGGCCUUGUGGUGCCUUCGAGACGUUUAACAAUACAUCUGGGCUGCUAAUGUUUACAGGCUGAAGCUCAAAGAUCUUUUUUUGUACAGAGUUCUGACAAAAUACGUUUUAACAUAUUUUUCUCAUAAAAAGUUUAGGUUCAUUUUAGCACCAUAUCCUUAAAUACACUGUUGACUGGGUCUCAGGAAAUGCCCUUUUUACUUUGAAUUGAACUUUAUAUGCAAUUGAAUUUAUAUCAGAAGUCCAUUAAGUGCUCAGAACAUUGUAGAAGUCUUUUCAGAGGGGUUACCUAUGCAUAAUUCAUUUUGUGGCUUUUGUAAUGUUUGUGAUUAAGUUGUAUGAUUUCAGUUGAUGUUUACACACAAUAUGUGAAAUGUUGGACCAAUAAAUACGACUGAGAUUAAUAGGUAUGUUUAGAAGUUGUAUGCUAUGGUUUUUAUUUCAGUGCAAUGAUUAAAUAUCUACAAAUGGGGAGAA
This is a messenger RNA of Anoplopoma fimbria (sablefish), 3369 nucleotides long. Its product is annotated as phosphoenolpyruvate carboxykinase, cytosolic [GTP]-like. Gene Ontology annotation, cellular component: mitochondrion; cytosol. Gene Ontology annotation, molecular function: phosphoenolpyruvate carboxykinase (GTP) activity; GTP binding; manganese ion binding. The record is from RefSeq and is a predicted model, not a curated record. Bases 332 to 2239 code for a protein of 635 amino acids. Gene Ontology annotation, biological process: propionate catabolic process; cellular response to dexamethasone stimulus; gluconeogenesis. The transcript is spliced from 11 exons. Lineage: Eukaryota; Metazoa; Chordata; Actinopteri; Perciformes; Anoplopomatidae.